AAUACGGCAGCGAGAGAAAAAAAAGGAAAACAAUAACAUAAAACAUUGCUCGUGCUGGAACGACGAGUUAUCCAACUUACGAAAGAAGCAAACUGCUUUUAUCAACGUUUUAAGCAAUGCAGUCAACAACAGUUUUAAGCGGUAUUGCAACAAGUUUAAAUGUGAGCUUCGUACGGUGCCUGUCGUCCAACACUGCAGCCAUAGUGAAGGUGCACCGUAGCAUUUACGCCCGCCGGUAUCCCACCGUGAUGGUUCUUCCGAAUGGAGCCACAAUCAACCUCAAUUAUCACGAGCCAAGGAAAAUAAUCAAACUUCCACUCGAUUUAAGCCAGUUGUCGGAAGCGGAACGGAAAGCUCGCAUCGAAAAGCGUAAACCAAAGCAAAAGAUUCGUAUUGACGAUGAUGUCGAGGAUACGUUUAAUGCAAACAAAUACUUGAAGUAUAUGAAGAAGAAAUGAGGCUUGGAAGGAUCUUACGUGCAUUAAAUAGCUUGUAAAUAGAAAACUAAAAAUUGUAGUAAAAAAAAUUGCUAAUAAAGUCGAUCACAGUUACAGC
Molecule: messenger RNA, 555 nt
Organism: Anopheles funestus (African malaria mosquito)
Lineage: Eukaryota; Metazoa; Arthropoda; Insecta; Diptera; Culicidae
Gene: mRpL55
Product: 39S ribosomal protein L55, mitochondrial
Exons: 2
Coding region: 117-458 (113 amino acids)
Biological process (GO): translation
Cellular component (GO): mitochondrial large ribosomal subunit
Molecular function (GO): structural constituent of ribosome
Source: RefSeq, a predicted model, not a curated record